AUGCGGAUUACUGAUAUUACCGCCUUCAGUUACAAGGCCAACUACAAGUAUGGGGUCCACACAAUGUCUGGUGGUCGCACCAGCACCGGCGAGCCUUCUAUCGUUAUCCGAGUUCGCACAGAUAGUGGCAUUGAAGGUUGGGCCGAGAACGCGCCACUGGGCAGCGACUAUUUGCCUAGCUCCUUUACCGGAGAGAUUGCCGCGUUGAAGAAACUUUGUCCACAGAUUAUCGGCCUCGACCCGCGAUCACCUGCAGCGAUUAGUGCAGUUAUGGAUCGAGCUAUGAUGUCGGGAAUAGCAGCCAAGUCUGUUAUUGACAUCGCUUGCUGGGAUAUUUUAGGCAAAGCCGUGGGGUUACCGGCACAUGUUUUGCUCGGUGGGCGUCUCUCCGAUAAAUCACCUGCGUUUUCGGUCAUCGGAUUUGGAGAAAUCCCUAACAUUGUUAAGAAAGCUCAGGCUGAACUUGAUAAGGGAGUGAUAGCCUUGCAACUUAAGGUCGGGGACGAUCCGCUAGUUGAUGCCCGACGUGUCAGGGCUAUUUGCGAGGCUCUUCCUGAAGGUAUCAAAGUCUGGGCUGAUGCCAAUGCUAGUUGGAACCUCGAUCACGCCAUUACCUUUGCUCGGGCUCUAGGACGGGAUAUCACUAUACCGUUGGAACAACCAUGCCGAUCGCUUUCUGACUGCGCAGAAGUGGGCCGUCGUACUGGAUUACCGGUUAUCCUUGAUGAGUGUGUUUUCACAAUGGCCGAUAUCGUGGCGGCCCACGGAGCAGGAAUCACAGGAGUAAAUAUUAAGCUCUCGCGCGUCGGUGGUAUCACUAAGGCCCGCAUCCUGCGUGAUGCAGCUGUGGCACUUGAGAUGAUGGUUAAUGUCGAUGACACUUGGGGUUGUGCUCUGACGACCGCGCAAAAUCUUCAGUUAGCAGCCUCCACGCGCCCUGACCGGCUGCGCGCUGUCGACCUCUUCGCUGAAUGGACGAACCCACUGAUUUCUGAUAUUCCUCGUAUGCAAGCAGAUGGUCGGAUAACGCCUGCCUCGCUUCCUGGAAACGGGUUUGGUCCUGUCAAUGUUGAAUUCCUUGGAGAGCCACUAUUUCAAAUUACAGCUUGA
Messenger RNA from Penicillium argentinense, 1110 nucleotides. Its product is annotated as mandelate racemase/muconate lactonizing enzyme family protein. The transcript has a single exon. Gene Ontology annotation, biological process: amino acid catabolic process. The record is from RefSeq and is a predicted model, not a curated record. Bases 1 to 1110 code for a protein of 369 amino acids. Lineage: Eukaryota; Fungi; Ascomycota; Eurotiomycetes; Eurotiales; Aspergillaceae.